Oryza sativa Japonica Group (Japanese rice) is the source of this 1331-nucleotide messenger RNA. The record is from RefSeq and is a predicted model, not a curated record. Lineage: Eukaryota; Viridiplantae; Streptophyta; Magnoliopsida; Poales; Poaceae.
AAAAAAACUACUCUAUCUCCCAACGCUUUGCUUUUUGCGCUCUGCUUUGCUAGCUCGCUUUCUCCGGUGACCCGGUCGGUGCGCUGCUCUGCUCCGGUCCUCAUCUGAUCGGCCGAUGGAGUUUCCCACCGCCGGUGGUAGCCGCUUCGCCGACGGUACGCAUCGAAGCUCUCUUUCUCUCUGCCCUCUCUACCUAGCCUUCCUAGGACAGGAUCUGUGGUCGAAAGGGUGAUCCGUUUCGUAUCUCUUUGGUUCAGAUAAUCAGAUCGUGUUUUGAUGUCAAGAACUCUCCAUCCUGCAUUCAUUACAGUUAGAUUGCAAACUAGAUGCAUCAUACAUGUCAAAUAGCACAAAUCUGAUAAUAGGACUUCUCAAAGACUGUUGUCUGUUCAUCUGGAAGUGGAUUUUUGUCUCUUAAGAAGACAUCCCCUUAUUUUAUGCAUGGCAUUCAAAAAGUAUUAAAAAAUUUGUUAAGAUAGAUUAAUAUAUGAUAUAUCUUUUCGCAAAUAUGCGAGUUAAAAUUUAACUUAUACAAUUCGAAACAAAAAUAAUAAUUUGAGCAUGAAUUGCUAUUCAUAGUCAAAUUUGUUAUUUUUGUUUCUAUUUGUAUAAGUUGAAUUUGAAUUUGCAUGUUUGUGAAGUGAUAUAUCACAUAUUGAUCUAUCCUACUAAAUUUUUUCAAAUUUUUUGAUGGCUUUUCCCCUUAGGGGAUGAUUUGAGUUUUCCUGUUCAUCUUUUCGUUAAGAUAAAAACAAAUGAAACUUGUUCAUCUUAGAUAGGAACCUGACCUGACAGCGAUUAGGCCUUGCUAGUUCUAGUUUAGGUGUGGAAUAAUUCCAAUGUUGCGUGUGCUUGACCACCAAGGACACAUGAACAACAACAAUGGAUUUGUGCAAGCAGUAGCAGGAGACCCGUUGGCGGUGGUGAGGGACGCGCUGCUGUCGCAGCUCCAGCAUGAUCGUCUUCGUCAGGAGAUCAUCGUCGCCGAGCUCGCCAAGAUAGAGCGCGCCAUGGCUCUGCGCGAUGCCUCGCCGUCGCCGUCACCGAGCCCCGGCACGCCGCUGGAAAGACUGCGGCAAGUCAGACAUGGAGCUGCGCCGUGUGCGAGGUGCAAACAAGCAGCGAACGCAACCUACGGGAUCAUUAUGGAGGGCAGAAGCACCAGUCGAAAGUGGCAGGAUUGGAGUUGAAGGCGAAGACGGCGACAGUGAAAACGACGGCGAAGCCUUCUCCUGUUGCAGGGCAGAGAGCACACGCUGCCAGAUGGAGCUGCAGCGUUUGCCAGGUACACUGCAAUGGCGAAUGGCAUUUCGAUACCCACCUGAAGGGCA